AUGAUGCGCAGAAAGAAGAACGUGAAGAAGGGAAUCCAGUUCUGUUUGAUGGUCUGCGGAGCAUCAGGCACUGGAAGAACGACCUUUGUCAACACUCUCUGCGGCAAGAGUGUGUUGGGCCACAAGGAGUCGGACGACCCCAACAGCGCGUCUGUCGAGGACGGUGUCAAGAUCAAGCCCAUCACCGUCGAGUUGGAGCUGGACGAGGAGGGCACUCGCAUCUCCCUGACGAUUGUCGAUACCCCCGGUUUUGGUGACCAGAUUGACAACGAGGCCAGCUUCUCCGAGAUUGUCGGCUACCUUGAGAGACAAUACGAUGAUAUUCUGGCCGAGGAAUCCCGCAUCAAGCGUAACCCGCGAUUCAGGGACAACCGUGUGCACGCCAUGCUCUACUUCAUCACCCCCACCGGUCACGGUCUCCGUGAGCUUGAUAUCGAGCUGAUGAAGCGCCUCGCCCCCCGUGUUAACGUUAUCCCCGUCAUUGGCCGUGCCGACUCCCUGACUCCUGCUGAGCUGGCCGAGUCAAAGAAGCUUGUUAUGGAGGACAUCGAGCACUACCGUAUCCCCGUCUACAACUUCCCCUACGACAUUGAAGAGGAUGACGAGGACACGGUUGAGGAGAACGCCGAGCUGAGAGGCCUGAUGCCGUUCGCCAUCGUCGGCUCUGAGGAGGUUGUCGAGAUUGGUGGGCGUAAGGUCCGCGCCCGUCAGUACCCCUGGGGUGUUGUCGAGGUCGACAACCCGCGCCACUCCGACUUCCUCGCCAUCCGCUCUGCGCUCCUCCACAGCCACUUGGCCGACCUGAAGGAGAUCACCCACGACUUCCUCUACGAAAACUACCGUACCGAGAAGCUCAGCAAGUCUGUUGAGGGCGGUGCUGGAGUUGACUCGUCCAUGAACCCGGAGGACCUCGCAUCGCAAUCCGUGCGUCUCAAGGAGGAACAACUGAGGCGCGAGGAGGAGAAGCUUCGCGAGAUCGAGAUCAAGGUCCAGCGCGAGAUCAACGAGAAGCGACAGGAGCUCCUGGCUCGCGAGUCGCAGCUCCGCGAGAUCGAGGCUCGCAUGCAGAGAGAAGCAUCGGCAGCAGCGGGCGGCCCGGCCGAAGCCAAUGGCGACAACGAAGCCAACUAA
Molecule: messenger RNA, 1131 nt
Organism: Colletotrichum aenigma
Lineage: Eukaryota; Fungi; Ascomycota; Sordariomycetes; Glomerellales; Glomerellaceae
Product: Septin-like protein spn3
Exons: 6
Coding region: 1-1131 (376 amino acids)
Biological process (GO): cytoskeleton-dependent cytokinesis
Cellular component (GO): septin complex; septin ring; cytosol
Molecular function (GO): GTPase activity; GTP binding; molecular adaptor activity
Source: RefSeq, a predicted model, not a curated record